AUGGAGGUUCUUACGCUUAGCGACUGUUUUUUGAAGACGAAGACCGAGGAAAAGGCAACAGUCAAGAUAUCAAGAGAUGGAAUAGCCAUCAAGGCAGGAAACGGAGAGGUUUACACUGUGGAGAAGAGCGAUGUAAAGGAUGCUGAGCUGUUCCAUGGAGUAAGGAAGAUGACCAUACGAAUAUUUGGGGACACUGUUUAUGAAAUCAACAAUGUAGACCAGAACUACAUCGACGAGUUAAAAAGGAUGUUUUCUGAGUACUUCAGGGUCAGUCUGUAUGUAAAGGAGCUUGAAAUAGCCGAUGUGCUCUGUGGGGAGCUUGGGAUCAACGGGCAGAAGGCAUUAGAGUUCAGGAACACAAAGACCAUAUUUGAGGUUCCUGUCGAAGACAUCGAGAGCGUUGUUGACAUAAGGAAUGAGAUUUCUGUAUCUCUGAAGGACGUGGAAAUAAGGUUUGUCUCGAAUAAAAAGGCCAUAGAGGAGAUCAAAGAGGGGUGCAGCUCCUCUGUCGAUGACGAGAUAUUUAAGAUGGAGGGGCUGUCGCUGUCUUACCCAAGAGGAAAGUUCAACCUUAUUUUCUUCCGGGAUUACCUAAGGCUGGUUGGCAGCAGCUACGACCACAAGAUAUAUUACAAAAGUGUCAAGCAGCUCUAUAUGCUCGAAAAGGGAUACAUUCGAGACGAGGAAAGGUAUGCUGUGAUUUAUGUUGACCCGCCGAUCAGGCAGGGGCAAACAAGAUACGACUACAUUGUUGUAUCGUUUGACGAUACUGAGUGCGAGGUGAGUGCUGAUGAUGAGAGACUGAAGAAAGAGUAUUCUGGGCUCUACUCCUCGGUCUUUUCUGAGGUUAUGGAGGCACUGUGUGUGAUUAGGGCCACAAAAAGCACGUUUGAGUCCAGGGACGGGAUGAGAUGCUUGAGAUGUGCAAUAAAGGCAUAUGAGGGACAGCUGUACCCGCUAGAGGACUGCAUGUUAUUUCUUCCGAAGGCCAUUAGGCUGGGGCUGAAUGAAAUCUCGCUUGUGGAGUUCAGCAGAAUCAACCUCAGCAGCAUGCAGGCAAAGACAUUUGACAUGACAUUGUUCUGCGAAGGGUCAUAUACCUUCAAUGGGAUUUCGAAGGAUGAGUUUGGGAUGCUGGAGCAGUAUUUCCAUUCGAAGGGAGUAAAGGCAAGAAGUGAGAUUAUUGACGAUGCGGCAAGCUCUGAUUCUGACGAAGACGACUACGAAUCUGAAAACGAUAGCAUGGUUGUGGACUCUGAUGACUAUGAUUAA
This is a messenger RNA of Encephalitozoon hellem ATCC 50504, 1272 nucleotides long. RefSeq names its product nucleosome-binding factor SPN subunit POB3. The coding region runs from base 1 to 1272 and encodes 423 amino acids. NCBI's taxonomy places the organism in Eukaryota, Fungi, Microsporidia, Unikaryonidae. Gene Ontology annotation, cellular component: nucleus; FACT complex. The transcript has a single exon. Gene Ontology annotation, molecular function: histone binding; nucleosome binding; DNA binding. The record is from RefSeq and is a predicted model, not a curated record.